CGGCAGGCGAGGGAAGGGUAGCUGCUUGGAGCGCGUACUUCCCAGAGCCAUCCAGGAGCGCGCACUCAGCGGCUCUCCGGGUCCCGGCCGCGCUCCGCUGCCCCGCACCUCCUCCUCCUCCUCCUCCUCCUGCUCCUCUCCGGGUACCCCUCGCCCCCUCCCUCCAGCAGCUGCUACGCUCGGGCUGCGGCCGCCCCCAGCCCCUACUCGGCCACAUCCUCAACUCUCUGGGCUCACUCCCGGGACGCGCGUCCUCGCCCCAUCCUUUCUUCCUUCCUUCCUUCCCUCGCGCCCGCCCGCCCUCUCCAGGUCUCUCUCUCGGGUCCCGAUUGUCUCCGUCCCCUUCUCGGUCCGCCGGCGCCUCGCCCUGCCCCGUCUCCCCCUCGCACUUCCUGAGUCGCCCGCCGCCGCUGCCCCGCCGCGCCGCGGAAGCCCGAGCGGAGCCCCAGCCGAGCCGCCGCUGCCCCGGCUCCAGCCCCCGCAGCCCGCGGCGCCCGGGGAAGGGAAGAGUGGGCGAGCGCGCCCUCGCCCAGCCCCGCGCCCCAGCCCUGCCCGGCGAGGGAGGACCGGGAAGAUGAACAACGGCGGCAAAGCCGAGAAGGAGAACACCCCGAACGAGGCCAACCUUCAGGAGGAAGAGGUCCGGACUCUGUUUGUCAGUGGUCUCCCUUUGGAUAUCAAACCUCGGGAGCUGUAUCUGCUCUUCAGACCAUUUAAGGGCUACGAGGGUUCUCUUAUAAAGCUCACAUCUAAGCAGCCCGUAGGUUUUGUCAGUUUUGACAGUCGCUCAGAAGCAGAAGCUGCAAAGAAUGCUUUGAAUGGCAUCCGCUUCGAUCCUGAAAUUCCGCAAACACUACGACUAGAGUUUGCUAAGGCAAACACGAAGAUGGCCAAGAACAAACUAGUAGGGACUCCAAACCCUAGUACUCCUCUGCCCAACACUGUACCUCAGUUCAUUGCCAGAGAGCCAUAUGAGCUCACAGUGCCUGCACUUUACCCCAGUAGCCCUGAAGUGUGGGCCCCGUACCCUCUGUACCCAGCGGAGUUAGCGCCUGCUCUACCUCCUCCUGCUUUCACCUACCCCGCUUCACUGCAUGCCCAGAUGCGCUGGCUCCCUCCCUCCGAGGCUACUUCUCAGGGCUGGAAGUCCCGUCAGUUCUGCUGAAUCCUAUGUUCCAGGUGUGUGAUGGUGGCUGCAAUCUGUCUUGUGGGUAUUAGUGCAUUCUUCAAGUGGCUACUGUUCUCAAGCUGUUCUACAAAACUGGAGCGUGCUGGCUUGAAAAAACCUUGCCCAGUUUUGAUCCCUUCAAGACUUUGCCACAGCCUCUAUCACACAUCUGUUUUUCUCGAAGAAAAAAAUAUAAUAAAAAUGUUUUACUCUUUUACACUGUA
This is a messenger RNA of Hippopotamus amphibius kiboko, 1392 nucleotides long. It is a transcript of the gene RBPMS, whose product is annotated as RNA binding protein, mRNA processing factor. Gene Ontology annotation, molecular function: mRNA binding. The record is from RefSeq and is a predicted model, not a curated record. The transcript has 9 exons. Lineage: Eukaryota; Metazoa; Chordata; Mammalia; Artiodactyla; Hippopotamidae. The coding region runs from base 575 to 1165 and encodes 196 amino acids.